Macrosteles quadrilineatus (aster leafhopper) is the source of this 9117-nucleotide messenger RNA. RefSeq names its product rap guanine nucleotide exchange factor 2 (gene PDZ-GEF). The record is from RefSeq and is a predicted model, not a curated record. The transcript is spliced from 24 exons. Gene Ontology annotation, cellular component: apical plasma membrane; plasma membrane. Gene Ontology annotation, molecular function: protein binding; guanyl-nucleotide exchange factor activity. NCBI's taxonomy places the organism in Eukaryota, Metazoa, Arthropoda, Insecta, Hemiptera, Cicadellidae. The coding region runs from base 226 to 5010 and encodes 1594 amino acids. Gene Ontology annotation, biological process: positive regulation of GTPase activity; Ras protein signal transduction.
UGUGGGCCCCAUGGCCCGUCCCCACAUGGAUACAUUACAACAGUGUGUGCUCAAUGUAUGUUAGCUAUCCUGUAACCAUACAUGUAGGUUUCUAUCUUUACCGGCUCAAGCACUCCCACGCACACAUGUAAUGUAUCCAUGCGUUCAGAUGAGGCUAACGUUGACGAGGACGGUGGUGCGGUAAAGCGGUAGUGAUGUCGCGACCAAUAGUCGACAAGUAGUGACAUGCACAAGCACUGCGAGCGACUGGAGAAGCGGUUAAAGCAGCAGGAGCAGGAGCGGCUACAGGCGGAGAUGGUGGAGGCGAAGAAAAGAGAGGGAACGAGUACACCACCUUGUGGAUCUCCGGAGAUGAGGGGGAGAAGGACGAGGCAACACCUACUGGACCCAAUCCGGAGGUGGAACUCCUUCCACAACUCCAGAGACAGGAAACAACAGAGAACAACGUUACCGUACCUGCAAACUCUAGAACUGUACAGGAAGCAGACAGAAACAAGGAGUUCUGACGUGUUCGCUAACAUCUGCGCUGAAAUCGCUAAAGACCCUGAUAGCAACUACAUGCCGAUCACACCUCAAGGAAGCGAGUCUUUAGACAAAGCUUCUAGAGUCCUAGGGACCAAUAUAGCCAACGAAUUGAUCGCUCUAUCCCUAGCGAAUUUGAAAGAGGCCGCUAAAAGUCCUACGAGAAAACAGUUUUCUAGUCCUAAUUUAAUUGAUCCGAUGAAGAACAGCCCGAGGAAUAGGAGAACGUCUUCGGAUAGUUACCCUAUUGGAUUCUCUGGGGACAAGUACUCGACGCCGAAGAUCACGAAGACGUUUUCUACUAGUAACCCAGAUGAUUUACCCAACAGUCAGGUGAUGGUUCCCAGAGUGUCAGUUAGUGAGAGUCCCUGCUCACCAACGCCUCUGACCAGCGAGUCUUCGACCUCAGGAGUGGCGGAGUCCUUGCGGAAGACUUCUUCGUCGUCCUCCACCGUGUCGUCUCCCCGGGUACUCGCCCUCAGGACGGAGUCUGCUUGUGAACUCCUCGCCUCCUCCCCGCUAUCCUCUUCUCUACCCUCGGACGUCGGGCUGACACCCCCGUCAGCACCGCAGAUGCCCAGAAGAAGGUUCUCUGUCUGUUUCGGCAAGAGGACUGGAGGCAGUGCACGGAGGCCUAAUGAAUGUUUCGUCCUCGAACCAUCCGAGAUGAUUGUGAUCGACUACCCGGAGAUGCAAGCAGCUAGGGGGGUGGGCAACCCUCGCCUGCCCUCCACCAUGGACAGAGGUGGAGUCAACUUAGUUUUUGACGACUCUUUUGCCCGGCCGGAGCUGUACCAGAAGUCUAACCGCAGCAGUCACUCCUCCGACACCAGUUCUGCGUACAGUGGCUCGGACACCAUGACGUCGGUGCACAGCUCUGUAGACGCAGACGACGUGGACCUCAGCGGCCUCGUGGAGAGUGUGGUGGACUCUGACGAGGAGGACCUGGCGGAGAGUACAGACAGCCUGACUCUACAACGGGACUCUCUGCGGGAAUGUCUAGAGAAGGACCCGUCAGAGAGGUCUGAGGAUGACAUAGAGAUACUGCUGGAGCUGACGCAACAUCUCAAAGCCUUCACCAACAUGACACUGGCUGUGCGCCGCGCGCUCUGUAGUGUCAUGGUGUUUGCUGUGGUGGAAAAGGCCGGAACGGUGGUGAUGAACGACGGAGAAGAGCUGGACUCUUGGAGCGUUCUCAUCAAUGGUCAUGUGGAGGUGGAACACGCAAACGGACACAUAGAACACCUCCAGAUGGGCGACAGUUUCGGCAUAUUGCCCACCAUGGAGCGGCUGUACCACCGAGGAGUCAUGCGCACAAAGUGUGACGACUGUCAGUUUGUCUGCAUCACUCAACAAGACUACUAUAAGAUACAACACCAGGGUGAGGAGAACACCAGGAGACACGAGGAGAAUGGAGCUCUGGUCAUGGUGACGGAACAGAGGGGAGCAUUGGAGGGCGGCCGCCGUGGUCCCGUCGUCAUUAGGGCAACUCCAGAGAAGCUGAUGUUGCAAUUAGUGGAGGAGAAUUCUGUGAUAGACCCAACAUACGUAGAGGACUUCUUGCUGACUCACAGGACGUUCAUAGACAGUUCAGAACUAGUCACUGAUCAACUACUGCAGUGGUUCACGGAGCAGAGUUGCAGAGACAGGGUGACCAGAGUGGUGCUGUUGUGGGUCAACAACCACUUCACGGACUUUGAGACGGACCCGCAGAUGAUGGAGUUCCUAGAACUGUUUGAGGCUGGGCUGGAGCGUGAGGCCAUGACAGGGCAGUUGCGACUGCUCAACAUUGCAUGUGCCGCCAAGGCUCGUGCGAGAUGUGUCACGCUGGCGAGGCCCAGCCGCGACGAGGUGCUGCACUUCUCCAUACUCGGUGGCUACGAGCGGGGCUUCGGCAUCUUCAUUUCUAAGGUGGACAAGAGAUCAAAAGCCGAGGACGUUGGACUCAAGCGAGGUGACCAGAUACUGGAAGUGAACGGCCAAAGUUUUGAACAUGUGAGUCACGCGAAGGCUCUAGAGAUCCUGCGAGGCACAACACACCUUAGCAUCACUGUCAAGUCUAACUUGCUGGCCUUUAAGGAAAUGCUGCAGACGCCGGACACUUCCCCUCGUGCUAGAGUACGCAAGACUAAAGAGAUCGCCAGGAUACAGAACGACCCCCGAGCAAGACUUGACGUGCCGCCUCCCCCGCCACCUCCUCCGCCCAUCCCCUCCUCACCCUCCAAGCUGACGACGCCACAGUCUGUCCCCACCCCUACCAAGGUGGGCAGCUUCAUGACCCUCGGGCCCAAGAAACGGAUGCAGAAGGCACUCAUGAAAAUGAACAUCCUUCCCAAGAACACCAUUAAGGAUGGUACGGUUAGUGACGACGUGACCAUCACACACCACCACAACACUACGUUGUACCACAGCAACCCAGACCUGAUGAGUAUCUGUUAUGACGACCUACGAGUGUCAGACUACCCCGAACAUGUGCUCAAGGUGUACAAGUCAGACCAGACCUGCAAGUACCUCCUCGUACACAAGGAGACGACGGCCCACGAGGUGGUGAUGUUGGCAUUGCAGGAAUUUGGCAUGACAGAGCCGAGCUCUCACUUCUCCCUGUGUGAGGUGAGCGUGGCCGAGGGUGGAAUCAUCAAGACCAAGAGACUGCCUGACCAGCUGCAGAACCUGGCCGAGAGGAUAGGUCUCAGUAGCAGGUACUACCUGAAGACCAAUGGCAGCACAGAGACGCUGGUAGGUGAUGACUUGGCCUCGGAGCUGGUGAGGGAGAACCAAGUACACUUCCUGCAACUGAACGCAGUAGAGGUGGCUGUACAGCUGACUCUGCAGGACUUCAGCAUCUUCCGUCAGAUAGAGAGCACCGAGUACAUAGACGAUCUGUUCGACCUCAAGAGUCGAUACGGAACUCCGAUGCUUUCACAGUUUGCCGAGUUGGUGAACAAGGAAAUGUUUUGGGUCGUCACAGAAGUUUGUUCCGAGCACAAUCUAGUCAGAAGAUCAAAAAUCAUCAAACAGUUUAUCAAAGUUGCAAGGCAGUGCAAGGAGUGUAAGAACUUCAACUCCAUGUUCGCCAUAGUGUCAGGCCUGGGUCACGGUGCUGUCAGCAGACUGAGGUUGUCCUGGGAGAAGCUGCCCUCCAAGUACCAGAGACUGUUCAGUGAUCUGCAGGACCUCAUGGACCCCUCGCGCAACAUGAGCAAGUACCGGCAGCUGGUCAGCAACGAGCAGUCCCAGCCACCCAUCAUACCCUUCUACCCCGUGGUCAAAAAAGACCUGACGUUCAUUCACCUGGGUAAUGACUCACGAGUGGAAGGGCUCGUUAACUUUGAGAAGUUACGGAUGAUUGCCAAGGAGGUUCGGACGCUGACCAACAUGUGUUCCUCCCCUUACGACCUGCUGACCAUGCUUGAACUGGGCGGACAACCACCGUCGUCUGCUAUGGUGGCUCUGAACCAACUCACUACUGGUGGCAACCCUGCACACCAGACUGGUGGAGCCACUGUCAAGAGAAGAAAGAAGUCCACAGCAGCGCCCAACCCAAAGAAAAUGUUUGAAGAGGCUCAGAUGGUGAGACGUGUCAAGGCCUACCUGAACAAGAUGAGAGUGAUGACAGAUGAGGACAAGCUCCAUGAGCUGUCUGUAGCGUGUGAGGGUGGCCGCACUGGAGGCGACCACUCGGCACCUAACUCUGCACCACUGCGCAAACGCAACCCCUCCCCCACCCUGUCUACCACCAGCAGUGCGAGCAGUGCUAGUGAGGGGCGGAAACCCACCGCGCCCAAGUUUGGGUCGGCAUCGCCACAGUCGGUGAGGAAGCUGUUGUCGCUGAGUGAGACCAGCAAGACGAGGCCUCACCAGCCACGCCAUCCUCCCCACCCUCUGGCGUCCCCCGCACCCAGUCCUGGGUCACCCCGUCGUGUGGGGGGCCGGGGACACUCUCAUGAGCGGAGUCACUCCGAUACUCCCCCCACACACCCUGCGCCACCUCCCCUACUGUCCAGUGUCGACCUCAAUGCUGAGAGCAGCAGUGUUACCAGUCUCAGUAACCUGCCCCUGCGGAAAACCCUCACAUCAGGUUCCGUAACCUCCAGUGACUCAGGCCACUCUACACAGCUAGACUCCCACUCCAACAGUUCUGUAGAGGUGGGGGGAGGGGGGCUGGGGGGUUCAUCCCCUCCCCACCGCCGCCACUCCGUCAUGCAGCCACCAGGCUAUGUGGCAGUGCGACCACCCUUUCCGCAUGCUGUUGCAGUGUUGCCACCCCUCCCACAAAUCACCAAUGCAGUGUGCAUCAUGCCCCCGCCUAGUGGUCGUAUCAGGCAGCCGCCCCCCGCCUACAGUGUGGCAGCACAGCUAGCCGCUAGACAGCACCGACUGGGACGAGCACACUCGCACGAGGGUGUCACGUCUCACCACCCACACAACCACGCCCACUACCACCACGAUGAGGACGAUGAUGAGGACGUUCAGGUGUCGGCUGUUUGAAAUGUCACAAAAUCAUCAACGAAUUUACUUGUCAGUUGUCUACAUUAGUCGUCGUUGCAUGUUUGUUGUUUCCCGCGCCCCAAGUUCUCGACAUUCCACCAUUUAAGGCAGCCCUUUUGGCAGUGUUUUCCUACUUGCUGUAUUUUUCAAUAGUAUAUUUUUAUCUGAGAUGUAUCGAAAUGAAGCCGGAUUUACCCAUAGAGCUUCCAAUCCCCUUAGUAAUAUGUGAAACUAGGAUUUUCAAAACUGUUCUUUCAGCCUUAUGGAAAAAUAGUUCAAAUGCGCAAACUCUUACUGUGUAGUUUGGUUUUGAGAUUUAUUGGUACUAAAGAACUUAGGAGGGCUAGCUGAUUCUUUUCGUGAGUGUGUCCUGAAAAACGCCAUUUCUGAAAUAAGAGUAAUCUCAUUGGUAAUUGUUUGAAUAUUGCCAAUGCCAUGCCUCCAUUUUCAAACUGGCCUUUCAAAGUAUUCUAAGAGAGUCAAAUCUGCGUGUAAGGCAAUUCAACACCUUCCAAGACAUGUGUCCAACCAAAAUCAUAUUAACACGAUCGCUACCGCAAUUGUACUAAAUAUUUAAUUCAUAUGGACCAGCGACGCACAUAUGCGACUUCCGGUUUCUACCCAUAGUCUGCCGUGGCAUAUGUGCGACACCUGGUCACAUUAAAAUAGACUGACGUAUAUUUUCAUCAGUGUCCAAUUUUAUUAAAAAUUUUACAUCUUUGUAACAGUCUAUUUGAAGGCCCUGAAUUCUCUGCAGCAGUCUACUGGGAUGUGUGUCGCAUAUGUGUGUCACUUGGUCUGUGAAUAUGAUGAUGAGUGACGUCAUGAUAGUUGGCAAAACUGAUUUUUACUUUGCUGCAUCACUGGCCUGCGGUCUGCGUGUACUGUUAACCAAGUGACACCCGGUUUAUGUGUAAUAUUAAAACGUAUACCUCAGGCCGUGGCAAUGACUUUAGCGUCGCAAAUGUGUGGGGAUCGGUAGGGAACAUGUUAAACACUCUAUGAAGGUCCUAGAUGUUACAAAUAUACUGGGCAAUAACAAAAUUACAUAAGGACAAAUUAUUGAAAAAAAAAAAUAUUCACCUCACUCACUAAAUAAGGCCUGCUAGCCCUUGUUUUUUCCUUAGACCUGUAAACAAAAAGCAUCUUGCUAUGUGUUAUGAUUAUUUAGAUAAACAAUAACAUAAUUUAUUCAACCAAAGAUCGACCAGAAGGCUUCGUACAAUCGGAUCAAGUAGUGAAGAUUUUGGCUAUUUUUUAUAGAAGAAACUUUAAAUAUUUAGUUUACAAUCAGUGAGUGAACAUAAUUAUCUAGUUUAAUGUUUCGUAUGUGAUGUGGCAAUGUUGUGGUUUCGUAACAAUUGUUUGGCGGUCGCUUCAAUUUGGAAAUCAUUCAGUGUUGAGUCCUAUAUGUUGAAAAUCAUUUUUGUUCAUAAAUUAUUUUUAUGUUGUUUUUAAAUCAUUUAUUUUUAACCCUCUCAGUGCCAGGAGUAAUAAAUUAUGUAAUAUAUAAUAUAUAUAUUAUUAUUAACUUAUAAGUUGCUUUAAGCUUUAAACUUUGCUUUAACUUAUAUUUGCCAUUUCAUUCAAAAGUAUUAAAUUAUUAAAGUAUAAAACAUGUUCAAAAAAUAAUACCUCAGUUCACUCGAGAAUAAGUUGAGAAUAGGUAAUUAUGUGAUGAAAAAUGUAGAAAAAUGUUCUCACUGAAAGGGUUAAAAUAAUUAAAUUAAGAAUUGUUUAACACACGCCCUAUCAGCCGUCACAACCCUGUAUAUCUUGGGAUGAGGGUAGUCAGUUGGUUAUGAAUGUGUUAAAUUUCACUUAAUAUUAUAUUUACUAUUUUUUAAACAAAAACCAUUAUUAUAGCUUAUUACUAACCAUUACUUGGGCGUUGAUUUCUCAAUGUAUGCAGUGAAAACACUUAGAUUUCUUCAAACGAGUAUUUCCUUUUUCAAAUCCUUAUUUUCCAUAUUGAUUCUUUGGUCUGAUGAUGAAUUGUACACAAAACUUGUGGUGUGAUAUUAAAAGACAUAUCACACAUCAUAUGAUAUUUCAUAUUUCCAAGUUGAGGCAUAGGUUUGAGCUUAUCGGUAUAUCAGAUAACAUAUCUUAGGUAGGAAUGUCUUGCUAAAGGCUCUUAGCGGCUGGCUUAUCAUAUAUCUGGUAGUAAAGUUUUAUUUUUACACGAUGUAAUUUUAAAGCGAAAAGAUCUAUAUUUACAGUAGUGAUGAGUAAAAAAUAUGAACAGUAGUAGACAAAUACAGAGUCGUUGGGAUUCAGUCACCAGGAUUUCAACUUUGAAUGCUGAAGAUGUGUUUAUCUUUUUUCACUUUAAAAUUUGAUUAUUUGUAAAUUUGGCUUAUUUGAAUGGUCCUUAAUUUAAAUUUAAAAUUUUUAAAUUUACUUUUUUUAAAUUUACUUUUUAAAUUUUAAUAUUUUAAAAUUUAGUUGUAUUGAUGGAUUGACAAUUUAAAUUUCAAAUAUUUUUCUUACCCUGAAGUUGCCUUUUUCAUUACUGUUACAUUAUGAAAGGAGAAUCUUUCAGUAGAAAUUUAGGUUUUGUGGUAGCAAAACCGUUUAUUUUAUCUGUUUUCACAGUUACAGUGCAUGUAUAUUACCUUAUCAAUCAAACGUACAUAAACAGUCAGAAAUCUAAACCAGUGUUUGAAAUUUUCACAUACAGGAAGCUGUUCGAUAUUAUGUUAUUAAAUAAGUAAUAAGAACUGGUAAGUGGUAAUGUUAGUUUUCACUCCUUAAAAUACGGAAUAAAGAUGCAAAAAACUAAAUAUCUCAAAGUUCUUUUAUUUUGGAGAAAAUUUUUUUCCAAACACCUUAUAUAUUUUUGUUUUAUCAAUUUUUCUUUAUCAAAAUAAAUGUUACUACUUUACAUACACUAUUUAGAUAGUCAUGAACUAAACACUUGAUUUGGAUUUCUGAUGUAAAUAUAAUUUGAAUCUUCUACUUUACAGUACUAUAUAGCUUUUCUGUACAUUCUUUAAGAUUUAUUGUGGGUUUCUUUUGUUUAUAUUUCAUUUGUACAGUUUAAAUAAGUUGUAAAAAAUUAUUAUUUACAUUAGAUGAUCUUUGUAUAUUCUACAUUUAUAGAUUUUUAUUUCAGUUGUAAAGUAUUUUGUAAUUGUUUAUAGUAUAUUUAUUUGUGAUUGUAUUUUUUACUGUAUGGAGAUUAUUUAGUCAUGUGUAAUUAUUAUUUAUACGCAUAGCGCUUCUUAUGCUCUCUAUUAUCAGUCUUGCCUCAGAAUAUAUUGAUUAUUGUGGGUAAAACUGCCAGAUGCUGCUCCUUUGGCAUAUUUAAACAUUAUUUGAAGAAUACUCUGGAUCUGCAAAUGAUAACACAUGUUACAGGUUUUAUUAUCAGUCAGGUACUUUGAACCUAUGUUGCUAAUUUUUAUUUAUAUAUGGACAUAUUUCGUAAUGUUUAAUCUUGAAUUAGUUCAAUAAUCUCAGGCACUCCAGGGUUGUAUAAAAAAAUAAAUAAACUUUCUCUAACCUAAUUAUUAAAACACUACUACCAACCAGUGGAAAAAGGAUAACCCCUCAAACAUUUGUCCCAAACAAAAUAUUUAAAUAAGAAGACACAAAAGUCUAAACCUAUUGAGUCUGAUGAUGAUUGGAGUGUCCAAUCAAUAUCAAUCACCACUUUCAAUUUUUAUAAAUUAUUUACAGUCUUGGGAGUCAACUGUUUAUAGAGUAAUUAUAUUUUUAAGUGUUAUUAGACAAUUUUAUUUCCUUUCUGUAAAAAUCAUAAUACACCAUCAUGUUCAGCUUAUCCAUCUGCAAUUUAUGCUUUUGUGCUAUAUAUUUUGUAAUUUGUCACGGUCCAGGGUCUGGCAGUUUUACCUUAAAUCGUAUUUAAAAUUAUUUUUCUGUUAUUAUAAUAUUGAUUAUUGUGAACCUGUGUGGCACAGUAAAAAACCAUUUGUCGAAUCUAUCAACGAGAAAAUAUCUUUAUUUAUAAAGUUAUUAUUCAAUCUUAUCUACUUGUGAUAGCUAAUUGUAUUAAAUCUAAUCAUUAGUCCAAAUACCUAAGAACUAUUGUCGUUAAUAUUUGGAAUGAAUCACAUUAUAUUGUUUUUACUUAAAUAUUAA